Molecule: messenger RNA, 716 nt
Organism: Etheostoma cragini (Arkansas darter)
Lineage: Eukaryota; Metazoa; Chordata; Actinopteri; Perciformes; Percidae
Exons: 5
Coding region: 43-540 (165 amino acids)
Source: RefSeq, a predicted model, not a curated record
AUUCAAUCCUGAUGAACCCUUGCUGAGGCAGUUUGGAGUAAAAUGCACCUAGGCCGCUGGUUUUUCGCAGUACUCCUGACAGUCGGCGCCUCUGAGCUUUGUCAUGCCGGACCGCUCCACGCCCAGUGCAAAGUAGAAUGGUACUUUGGGGUACCAUGCCAAGUGGUUUAUGGAUCCCUGGUCUCACAGAUUAAGAAGUGGAGAACCAUGGCUGGCUGCACCAUGGGAGGACAGAGGUGCCUGUACAAGCUGCAGUCUGCCUCGGUCCACUUCAUAGCAGCUAAACACACCACGCCCUUUAAGGGCUACGUGGACGACAUCACCUUCCGGCUGGUCUCCUAUCACUUCUUCACUUGCUGUCACGUUUCGGCCAUGUCCAUCUCUGAGACCUGGUAUGCCAUCAAAGACCACGGCACCAACUACUGCAACCUCUACAACCUCAUAGAAGGAAGUGGUCUGACCGAAGCCAGAGGUUAUAAAGAGGUCACCAGUGACUUCCUGUGUACCCAGCGCUCCUCUGCUAACUGCACCGUCUACUGACUGAACAUCAAGGAUCACCAAAGACCGUCACAGCCCAGUUGGAAAGUAACGAAUUACAAUUACUUACAAUACUGUAAUUGAGAAGUUUUUUUGCGUACUUUUAAUUUUUAAAGUAGUUUUUCUAACCUGUACUUUCAUGUUUACUUAAGUGUGUUUUUUUAAGUAUUGCACUUUUC